UAUCUAUUUAAAAAUGUGCUGUUUUUUCUUUCAAAUUUAAAAUCAGUUAAAAAUUUAUCGAAUCCCCUUUAACUCACAAUGUGGCUGGUCAGCUGUUUUGUUCAAUGUUUUGUGUCCCAGUUUCGGCUUCGUUUUAAACUUACAUUCGUAAAUAUUUUGUUCUACACAAUUACACACCUACACGAAAAUAGAAAAUUUUUGCAAAAAAAUUGUAUAGUUUUUGUUAUAAAAUGUUGAAAACAUUUUUCGCCCUACCACCAACUCAAAAUAUCAACCAGACAUGUGGCGAAAUUGUUUGUCAAUCUGAGAGUUCAUUUUUUAUCGUGUGUAAAUUGUGUGAAAUCAAAAUUUUUCAAUACAAUGAAUUCAUAGAGCACUUUCAAACAAUUCAUUCAUCUUCACUAUGUUCAAAUGUACCAAGGCAAAUAGACGAUCUGCAGGAAGACAGUCAACCUACAUCUUCAGAGGAAGAUGAACAAAAUAACAUAUUGGAUGAAAAUUGCGGCUCUGAUGAUGAGGAAAAUGAACUAUUUAUACUUAAGAAGUCUGAAAAAAUUUGUCAGAUGCAACAGCAGCAGUUUUUAUGCUCCGUAUGCAGCAAAAGUUUUACCACCAAAUUCUCUUUAAAUUUCCAUAGGCGCCAACAGCAUGAAUCCAAAGAAUUUCGUUGCAACAAAUGCGAUAAAACAUUUGCAGAAAAACGUUAUCUGGCGCUUCAUAAACGUGUGCACAAAGAUGGCCCAGGAUACACGUGCAAAACUUGUGGCAGAGAGUUUGAAAAAUAUGAAAGUCUUCGGUUUCAUCGGGAGAGCCACAUUGAAACGCGAAAUUUUCUAUGCGACCAUGAGAAUUGCAACAAAGCCUUUCCCAAUAACAGGCGACUGAGUGCUCACAAACGUACCCACAUUCCCCCAGCAUAUGUGUGUGAAAUUUGUGGAUCUCGCCAACGCAGUAAGGAAUUUCUUACGGUUCAUCUGAGAACGCACAGCGGGGAAAAGCCAUACUCUUGCACCAUUUGCGGCAGUAGAUUUGCUUCCAAGCACUUUCUAAAGGAUCAUUUGGAAGUGCACGCCACCGAAAGGGCUCAUGUGUGUGAUGUUUGUGGCAAAUCGUUUGCCGGUCGAAAAUCACUUUACCACCAUCGGCAUUUACAUUCCAAUGUAAAAAAAUUUGUAUGCAAAAUAUGUAAUUGUGCAUAUUCCCAAGCGGCUGGCUUGUCGGCCCACAUGCGUAAACACAAACAGGAAAGUCUUUCGAUAUUUGGGAAUGACGAAAGUUGAACAACAUAAUGAAGUACAAUAAAUCGAAUGCUUAGUUUCAUGUUUAUAUAUUGAAUUUAUUUAAUAUUUGAACAUUUAUAAUAAAUUUUUGUUCUCAUAAAUUGUAACACACUAUAACAAACUA
Messenger RNA from Stomoxys calcitrans (stable fly), 1404 nucleotides. Its product is annotated as gastrula zinc finger protein XlCGF8.2DB. The coding region runs from base 231 to 1280 and encodes 349 amino acids. NCBI's taxonomy places the organism in Eukaryota, Metazoa, Arthropoda, Insecta, Diptera, Muscidae. Gene Ontology annotation, biological process: regulation of transcription by RNA polymerase II. Gene Ontology annotation, cellular component: nucleus. The transcript is spliced from 2 exons. The record is from RefSeq and is a predicted model, not a curated record. Gene Ontology annotation, molecular function: DNA-binding transcription activator activity, RNA polymerase II-specific; RNA polymerase II cis-regulatory region sequence-specific DNA binding.